Molecule: messenger RNA, 1610 nt
Organism: Pungitius pungitius (ninespine stickleback)
Lineage: Eukaryota; Metazoa; Chordata; Actinopteri; Perciformes; Gasterosteidae
Gene: ccdc34
Product: coiled-coil domain containing 34
Exons: 7
Coding region: 204-1202 (332 amino acids)
Source: RefSeq, a predicted model, not a curated record
UCAAAUGUCCGUAGUUAUUUCAUAAGCGAGAGACACCGCACACGUGGACUGCGGAGCUCCCUUGAUGAAUAGUUUGUACUAAACAGUCGUAGCACGUUAGAUAAUAAUCAAGUCCCUUUGGGUGCUAACGUUAGCCCCACUUUGCUAACCGUUAAAACGAGCAGUUGAGAGAUGAGCAUCGGCUCACGUUAGCGUUACUAGCGAUGUCUGGGGGGCGGAUGCCGAACUGUCCUUCCUCUGUGUCCAAAGGCUUCAGCUCCACCCCGGUCAAAACGGGCCAGGGGAAAGACUUCAACACGCCGAAGUGCUUGGACGACGGCGUCCUGACCGACGACGAAGACACAUUCUCUCUGCUUUCUCCCAUCUAUCACGACAGUUUUGACAGCGAUGAAGACCUGGAGCCCAGCCCAGCACGGCUGACUUCCCCCGGACGGAGCGAGCACUGCGGACCCAGCGCUUCACCAGCCAGCUGUGAGCUACCAAGAAGCCCUUCAGUGCAGCUGCCGAAUGCUUUGGAGCCCGCGCGGGGACCCUUUCUCAGUGCAUGGGAGAUGUGGCUGGUGAACAAAGCCAAAGAAGACCGUUCCAAACUGGAAAAACAAGCAGAUGAGGAGCAGUUAAGGAAGGAAAUAAAAGAACAACAAGAAAGGCAGCGGGAACAGAAAAAGAUAGUAAUGGAAAAGAAGAUCCAAGAGUGGCUACAGAUGAAAAUGAAACAGGAGAAACAGGAGCACCUCACAAAACUGAGCAAGGAGGAGGAAGAGAUACAAAGGCAGCUGGAGAAACGGAGGGAGACAGAACAGAAAGCUCAACAAAAGUACAAAGUCUGGCUGCAGAAGAAGAACCAAGAAAAAUUGGAGUUGGAGAAGAAGGAGAAAGAGGCGGCUGCCCUGAAGGAGGAGCAGGAGCGAGAGCGCCACAAGAGGGCAGAGGAGAAGUUUAAGGACUGGGUGGCAAAAGCCAACAAAAAAAGCGGAGCAACUCCCAAAUCACCUUGCUACCCAACAAGUCCCUACGACACAUCACACACAUCCCCCAGCUUCUACAAUCCAAUCCCCUGGAGGCCCAUUCACGUCCCUCCUCAGGAAAUCACACCAAAUAAGACUCCUGUCAAGAAACGUCAGAAACAACCAAAAUGCCAACAAAGCCCCAGCGCCGCUUCAAGGCAGAGGAACUGUGCCAGUGCAGCACAGAGAAGAUGACACAGCAGGCUGAGGUGACUCGUGCGGUGGCUUAGUUACGGAUCAAAUAGGAUGUCAUCACUUGUCACACACUCCAAUACAGCUCCUGAGACGAGACUCUGCUGAAUCACAGAAACAUUUCUGUUCCUUAAUAUGAAUGUGGCAGUUUAGCCACCAUAUCUUUAUUUGUUUACUACAGUGUUGUACACUGAGGUAAUGUUUUAAUACUGCAGUAACUCAAAUGUAUUUGUACAAAGUGAUGUAAGGAGAUCUGCAUUUUGGGGAAUUAAAAGAUUGUAAUUUGAUACCACUGUAAAGUGCAGCAUAAAUGUUGUUGUGGUCAGAGAUCCAAAAUCCUGGAGUUUUAGUUUUAUCUUGUGCAUUUUAUCAAUUUACUGUUUGCCUAAAAAAGAGACAUUAUCAAAGUUU